CUGUCAAGCGAAACAACUUUGCCAGUUGAUCUCAAUCAUAGUCUCAAACUGGUACUGUGAUUUCUCUUCAUUUUCUGUCCUGAGAAGGAAUUGAGAGGAGGAGGAAGGAAUGGCAGUUUCUCAGUGCUCAGUGACCUAUGAAGAUAUAACUGUGGUAUUCACUCAAGAGGAGUGGACACUAUUAAAUCCUUCAGAGAAGAAACUCUACAGAGAUGUGUUGUGGGAAAACCAUAGGAAUUUUCUCUCAAUAGGAAAAUUACUAGAGGAACAUUCCACCAAUAAGCAGCAGCAUAACCACCAAGGAAGUAAACAAAGAAACAUCGUCAGUUAUCUUCAGCUACAUGAAAGAACUCACAAUGGAGAGAAAGCCUAUGAAUGUAGACAAUGUAGUAAAGCAUUCAGUUCAGCCAGUCAUCUUAUGGUACAUGAAAGAAGUUACAGUGGAGAGAAACCCUAUGAAUGGAAACAAUGUAGGAAAAUAUUCACUGGGGCCAGUGAUCUUAGUGUAUAUGAUAGAACUCACAGUGGAGAGAAACCCUAUGAAUGUAGACAAUGUAGUAAAGCAUUCAGUCAGGCCAGUCAUCUUCAGAGACAUAAAGGAGCUCAUAGUGGAGAGAAACCCUAUGAAUGUAAACAAUGUAGGAAAACAUUCAGUUGGCCCAGUCAUCUUAAGUUACAUGAAAGAAGUCACAGUGGAGAGAAACCCUAUAAAUGUAAACAAUGUAGGAAAACAUUCAGUCAGGCCAGAUAUCUUAGGGUACAUGAAAGAACUCACAGUGGAGAGAAACCCUAUGAAUGUAGACAAUGUAGUAAAGCAUUCAGUCAGGCCCGUCAUCUUCAGAGACAUGAAGGAGCUCAUAGUGGAGAGAAACCCUAUGAAUGUAAACAAUGUAGGAAAACAUUCAGUUGGCCCAGUCAUCUUAAGGUACAUGAAAGAAGUCACAGUGGAGAGAAACCCUAUGAAUGUAAACAAUGUAGGAAAGCAUUCAGUCAGGCCAGUUAUCUUAGGGUUCAUGAAAGAACUCACAGUGGAGAGAAACCCUAUGAAUGUAGACAAUGUAGUAAAGCAUUCAGUCAGUCCAGUUAUCUUAGGGUACAUGAAAGAAUUCACAGUGGAGAGAAACCCUAUGAAUGUAAACAGUGUAGUAAAGCAUUCUAUCAGGCUUGUCAUCUUAAGGUACAUGAAAGAAAUCACAGUGGAGAGAAACCCUAUGAAUGUAAACAAUGUAGGAAAACAUUCAGUAGGGCCAGUCAUCUUAAGGUACAUGAAAGAACUCACAGUGGAGAGAAACCCUAUGAAUGUAAACAAUGUAGUAAAUCAUUCAGUAGGGCCUGUCAUCUUAAGGUACAUGAAAUAAAUCACAGUGGAGAGAAACCCUAUGAAUGUAAACAAUGUAGUAAAGCAUUCAGUUUGGCCAGUUAUCUUAGGAUACAUGAAAGAAUUCACAGUGGAGAGAAACCCUAUGAAUGUAAACAAUGUAGUAAAGCAUUCAUAUUGGCCAGUUAUCUUAGGGUACAUGAAAGAAGUCACAGUGGAGAGAAACCCUAUGAAUGUAAACAAUGUAGGAAAACAUUCAGUAGGGCCAGUCAUCUUAAGGUACAUGAAAGAACUCACAGUGGAGAGAAACCUUAUGAAUGUAAACAAUGUAGUAAAUCAUUCAGUAGGGCAUGUCAUCUUAAGGUACAUGAAAUAAAUCACAGUGGAGAGAAACCCUAUGAAUGUAAACAAUGUAGUAAAGCAUUCAGUAGGGCCAGUUAUCUUAGGGUACAUGAAAGAACUCACAGUGGAGAGAAACCCUAUGAAUGUAGACAAUGUAGUAAAGCAUUCCCCCGGGCCCGUAAUCUUCAGAGACAUGAAAGAACUCACAGUGGGAGAAACCUUAUGAAUGUAAACAAUGUAGGAAAACUUUCAGUCGGGUCAGUCAUCUAAGGGUACAUGAAAGAAGUCACAGUGGAGAGAAACCCUAUGAAUGUAAACAAUGUAGGAAAACAUUCAGCCAGUCAGUC
Molecule: messenger RNA, 2007 nt
Organism: Erinaceus europaeus (western European hedgehog)
Lineage: Eukaryota; Metazoa; Chordata; Mammalia; Eulipotyphla; Erinaceidae
Product: zinc finger protein 709-like
Exons: 4
Coding region: 110-1930 (606 amino acids)
Biological process (GO): regulation of transcription by RNA polymerase II
Cellular component (GO): nucleus
Molecular function (GO): DNA-binding transcription activator activity, RNA polymerase II-specific; RNA polymerase II cis-regulatory region sequence-specific DNA binding
Source: RefSeq, a predicted model, not a curated record